This is a messenger RNA of Paramecium octaurelia, 392 nucleotides long. NCBI's taxonomy places the organism in Eukaryota, Ciliophora, Oligohymenophorea, Peniculida, Parameciidae. The record is from the annotation of a GenBank genome assembly.
AAAAAAUGAUUGAAGACGAUGAAUCUGAGGGCUUCUUUCAAAUCAAGCUGCAGAAAAAGAUAAAGAAGCAUAGAAGCAUACCUUUGAGGAUUUAAAAACAUUAUGAAUCCUUAAGUUUGAUGCAGACCAAGGCAACUGAUUAAGAAUAAUCAAUUCUCUCUUUAAUCCAAAAGCGAGGUGAAUGUAAUAUUUACUAGUAUUAUUCAUAGUCUAUUCAAAAAAUAAGUAAAUUGUAUAAUGGAAGGAAAAUAUUUCUGAAUCUCAUUCAGCAAAUUUUGUAAAUCUGAUCAAAAGUGAAUCCGAAACUUUUGAAGAUAGUCAAUAUAAUUUCCAAUAACCUAUUGAUGUCUUUCCUAUGGGAAACUAUUCAAACUGAAUUCAUUACAAUGACA